UUUCGAGGAUGACAGCGAAGGGGUUUGGGAUCGUUCGGGGAUUUUCGUCGCGAGAGUUUUUGUUAGUUCUUCUAGAGAGAAAUCGCGGAAAUCGAGGGAAGCGCGCGUGGGGCGGCGGACAUCUUUACUUCCGUUUAGCUUCGCGGAAUUUUUUUGGUUCAUUCAUCUAUGAGUUUUUCUUAUCUUUGGGAUGAUCGAUUUCGAGUUGUUUCGCGAAAUAGUUGAGAAUCGUCGAGCGAAGUGGUUGUUUGUUUGUGACGCGGAAAAAAAAAAACAGUGAAAAAUAGUCCGAGCACGAGGCGUCGGCCUCUAUUCCAGGAAAAAAAAUUUCGUCUUAUCAAGGACCGAUUGUCGAGAAUUUUAUUCGAAUUGAAGCAGUAACUAAACGACAAAAAUGGCCAAGGCACCCGCAGUCGGUAUUGAUCUGGGUACGACGUACUCCUGCGUCGGAGUCUUCCAGCAUGGAAAGGUCGAAAUCAUCGCCAACGACCAGGGUAACCGCACCACCCCCAGUUACGUGGCCUUCACCGACACCGAGCGUCUCAUCGGUGAUGCCGCCAAGAACCAGGUUGCCAUGAACCCCAACAACACCAUCUUCGAUGCCAAACGCCUUAUCGGUCGUCGUUUCGAGGAUGCCACCGUCCAGGCUGACAUGAAGCACUGGCCAUUCAAUGUCAUCAGCGACGGCGGCAAGCCAAAGAUCCAAGUUCAGUAUAAAGGAGAAACGAAGACUUUCUUCCCCGAAGAAGUGAGUUCGAUGGUCCUUGUCAAGAUGAAGGAAACCGCUGAGGCUUACCUCGGUAUGACCGUCACCAAUGCCGUGAUCACCGUGCCCGCUUACUUCAACGACUCGCAGCGUCAGGCAACCAAGGACGCCGGUACCAUCUCGGGCCUGAACGUGCUGCGUAUCAUCAACGAGCCCACCGCCGCCGCUAUCGCCUACGGUCUCGACAAGAAGGCCGUCGGUGAGCGUAACGUUCUCAUCUUCGAUCUUGGCGGCGGUACCUUCGACGUCUCCAUCCUGACCAUCGAGGAUGGUAUCUUCGAGGUCAAGUCAACGGCCGGUGACACUCACUUGGGAGGUGAGGACUUCGACAACCGUAUGGUCAACCACUUCGUCCAGGAGUUCAAGCGCAAGUACAAGAAGGACCUUACCGCCAACAAGCGUGCCCUUCGUCGUCUGCGCACGAGCUGCGAGCGUGCGAAGCGUACUCUCUCCUCGUCGACCCAGGCCAGCAUUGAAAUCGACUCUCUCUACGAGGGUAUCGACUUCUACACCUCCAUCACCAGGGCUCGUUUCGAGGAGCUCUGCGCUGACCUCUUCAGAGGCACCCUCGAGCCCGUCGAGAAGUCCCUGCGUGACGCCAAGAUGGACAAGGCCCAGAUCCACGACAUCGUCCUCGUCGGUGGAUCCACCCGUAUCCCCAAGAUCCAGAAGCUCCUCCAAGACUUCUUCAACGGCAAGGAACUCAACAAGUCCAUCAACCCUGAUGAGGCUGUGGCUUACGGAGCUGCCGUUCAGGCCGCCAUCUUGCACGGUGACAAGUCCGAGGAGGUCCAAGAUCUCCUGCUUCUCGACGUCACUCCCCUGUCUCUUGGUAUCGAGACUGCUGGAGGUGUUAUGACCGCUCUCAUCAAGAGAAACACCACCAUCCCGACCAAGCAGACCCAGACCUUCACCACCUACGCCGACAACCAGCCUGGUGUACUCAUUCAGGUCUACGAAGGUGAGCGUGCCAUGACCAAGGACAACAACCUCCUUGGAAAGUUCGAGCUCAGUGGAAUUCCCCCAGCGCCCCGUGGUGUUCCCCAGAUCGAAGUUACCUUCGACAUUGACGCCAACGGUAUCUUGAACGUCUCUGCUGUCGACAAGUCGACUGGCAAGGAGAACAAGAUCACCAUCACCAACGACAAGGGACGUCUCAGCAAGGAAGACAUUGAGCGUAUGGUCAAUGAGGCCGAGAAGUACAGGAGCGAAGACGAGAAGCAGAAGGAGACCAUCUCUGCCAAGAACGGUCUGGAGUCUUACUGCUUCAACAUGAAGAGCACCGUCGAAGACGAGAAAAUCAAGGACAAGAUUAGCUCUAGCGACAAGCAGGUCGUUCUCGACAAAUGCAACGAGAUCAUCAAGUGGCUCGACGCCAACCAGCUGGCUGACAAGGAGGAAUACGAACACAAGCAGAAGGAACUGGAGUCCAUCUGCAACCCCAUUGUCACAAAUCUGUACCAGGGCGCCGGUGGCGGUAUGCCCGGUGGAAUGCCAGGUGGCUUCCCCGGUGCCGGUGGCGCUCCAGGAGCCGGUGGUGCCGCACCAGGUGGUGCUGGAGGAGCUGCUGGCCCCACCAUCGAAGAGGUCGACUAAAAGCCGAGCGCUCUAAUUUCAAUAUAUGCAAAGGAGAGGGAACAUACGUCGACGAACCACAACCGGAAAUCGCCGACAAAUAGCACUGAACUUCGUACUCUCGAGCAAAAAAGAGCCGGACAAAAUAAAAAUAAAAAUCUAGAACCUUA
Messenger RNA from Nasonia vitripennis (jewel wasp), 2511 nucleotides. It is a transcript of the gene Hsc70-4, whose product is annotated as heat shock cognate 70. Lineage: Eukaryota; Metazoa; Arthropoda; Insecta; Hymenoptera; Pteromalidae. The record is from RefSeq and is a predicted model, not a curated record. Bases 395 to 2362 code for a protein of 655 amino acids. The transcript is spliced from 4 exons. Gene Ontology annotation, biological process: protein refolding; vesicle-mediated transport; cellular response to unfolded protein. Gene Ontology annotation, molecular function: ATP hydrolysis activity; ATP-dependent protein folding chaperone; heat shock protein binding. Gene Ontology annotation, cellular component: cytoplasm; nucleus; cytosol.